GAUGCGCUGACCUGGCUGGAGGCUGCGCUGGCCACUCUCCUGACCUUGGGGCUCCUGCUCGCCUCGGCCCGGCACCUGUGGGCGCUGCGCUGGAACCUGAGCCGGGAUCGCGGCAGCGCCCUGCCCCUGCCCAAAGGCUCCAUGGGGUGGCCCUUCUUCGGCGAGACGCUGCACUGGCUGGUCCAGGGUUCCAGCUUUCACAGUUCCCGGCGCCAGAAAUACGGGACGGUGUUCAAGACCCACCUGCUGGGAAAGCCGGUGAUCCGGGUGAGCGGCGCAGAGAACGUGCGCAAGCUGCUGCUGGGCGAGCACAGCCUCGUGAGUGCGCAGUGGCCCCUCAGCACCCAGAUCCUGCUGGGCUCGCACACGCUGCUCAACGCCAGCGCCGAGACCCACCGGCAGCGGAGGAAGAUCUUGGCUCGCGUCUUCAGCCGGGCCGCCUUGGAGACCUACCUGCCGGGGAUCCAGAAAGUCAUGGCCCGGGAGCUGCGGGCUUGGUGCCAGGAGCCCGGGCCCAUCGCGGUCUACCCUUCGGCCAAGACCCUGACCUUCCGCAUCGCGGCUCGCAUCCUGCUGGGGCUCCGGCUGGACGAGGCGGAGUUCAAGGAGUUGUCGCGCACCUUCGAGCAGCUGGUGGAGAACCUCUUCUCUCUGCCGCUCAACAUCCCCUUCAGCGGGUUGCGCAAGGGAAUCAAGGCCCGCAAUCUUUUACACGACUACAUGGAGAAAGCUAUCACGGAAAAAUUGCAACGGAAGGAUCCUGAGGCUCACAGCGAUGCCUUGGAUUUCAUCAUCAACAGCGCCAAGGAAUACGGCAAAGAAUUCACCAUGCAGGAAUUGAAGGAGUCAUCAAUUGAACUGAUAUUUGCAGCCUUCUUCACCACUGCCAGCGCUAGUACUUCCAUGAUCCUUCUGCUCCUGCAACACCCCUUGGUGAUAACAAAGCUCCAGCAGGAGUUGGCAUCCCAUGAUCUUACCAAGCAAUGCCAUUGCUUUGCCACAGAGGGCUCUCCAACAAACCAGCCUUGCCAAGCGAUGCUCAUUGUCCCGGGAAAAGAGGACAACACUAAGGAUCUCAAGCUGCCCAUUCCACCAAGGGUGGAAGGAGAACAAGAGAAAGAAACCAAAGGGGAAGAGAAUGGUCCCCACUUGUAUUCUGUGGGUCAAGGAACCCAGGAGACCUUCCGUGGGACUACAAACAGCCCUUGCUCAGUUCCCAGGCAGAAAGAAUCAGGCCAGCUUCCCAGCAGCCUAGAGGGACCUGAAUGCUACUGCCAGCCCUACUUGACCCUGGAGAAGGUGGUCCGCCUGCGCUACUUGGAUUGUGUUGUCAAGGAAGUCCUGCGUUUGCUGCCCCCGGUGUCUGGAGGCUACAGGACAGCUUUGCAAACAUUUGAGCUGGAUGGCUAUCAGAUUCCCAAGGGCUGGAGUGUGAUGUAUAGCAUUCGGGACACACACGAGACUGCCAACAUCUACCAGAGUCCCCCAGACACCUUUGAUCCUGAAAGGUUUUGGGUAUCCCAGGAAGAACGCGAGGAACCCAAAGCUGCAAACCCUCACCGGUUUCACUACAUCCCCUUUGGUGGGGGAGUCCGGAAUUGCAUUGGUAAGGAACUGGCGCAGACCAUCCUUAAGAUGCUUGCCAUUGAACUGGUCAGCACAGCCCGCUGGGAGCUGGCCACUGCUCAUUUCCCUAAGAUGCAAACAGUGCCUAUUGUGCACCCUGUUGAUGGCCUCCAGCUCUAUUUCUAUCCCCUGAGAGCUGGGAGAGAGAGCGGCUGGACAAGCAAGACUGACACUUGAGAAGCAUAUCCAACAGUUAGAAGCAUCUCCAGCAUCUCUGCAGCAUCUUCCAGUUUUGUAGAACAGGGACAAAAUAUGAGUUCCUUCUAGCUGUAGUACUUCAAUGUGCAGAAGCCCCUUUCUUCCUGUUCAUUGGCUUGAAGGUACAGCUGGAGGAAUAGGAGGAAGUCCCUGUCUGUGGUCCCUAAUGAGUCUUCCACUAUCCAUUCUUGGGCAAAGAUGUGCAUCUGCAGUAUUAAUUACAGCUCCCUC
Messenger RNA from Pogona vitticeps (central bearded dragon), 2055 nucleotides. RefSeq names its product cytochrome P450 family 26 subfamily C member 1 (gene CYP26C1). The record is from RefSeq and is a predicted model, not a curated record. Gene Ontology annotation, biological process: sterol metabolic process. Lineage: Eukaryota; Metazoa; Chordata; Lepidosauria; Squamata; Agamidae. Gene Ontology annotation, molecular function: iron ion binding; heme binding; oxidoreductase activity, acting on paired donors, with incorporation or reduction of molecular oxygen.